This is a messenger RNA of Schistocerca gregaria, 1540 nucleotides long. RefSeq lists its product as uncharacterized. Gene Ontology annotation, biological process: amino acid transmembrane transport. The record is from RefSeq and is a predicted model, not a curated record. The coding region runs from base 79 to 1443 and encodes 454 amino acids. The transcript has 3 exons. NCBI's taxonomy places the organism in Eukaryota, Metazoa, Arthropoda, Insecta, Orthoptera, Acrididae. Gene Ontology annotation, cellular component: vacuolar membrane. Gene Ontology annotation, molecular function: amino acid transmembrane transporter activity.
CUGAAUUGGAUUCCGAGUGCAGUUCGCAGUAAACUAAAGGAUACUGUAUAUUGGCGUUGCGACGAACAAAUUCGAACGAUGUCGAGAGUUAAAGAGAGAUCAGAAGUGGCCGAUAUUGAUGAAUUUCCAUUCAGCAGCAAAAAAAAGACGCUGGUAAACAUCUUGAAGUCGUAUUUAGGCAUCAGUGUGUUGUUUUUGCCGUCUGUGUUUAGAGACAGUGGUGUUAUUUUGGUUUCCAUAAUGUAUAUAGUUGCCUACCUCCUUUCGACGAGGAUGAUGCUUUUGCUCGUCGAUAUCAAAAAUAAAAUUGUGUCGGAUAGGGCAGCAGAAGAUUUAGAACCCGAAUGCGGAAAUAAGGUGACAGGUUUCGAUGAUAUUGCCAAUCUUUCUACCGGUGACUGGCCAAUUAAGGCUAAGAGAUACAGCACGAUAACGUAUUACGAUAUCGGGUAUGCUGCCAUGGGCACGUUCGGCGGUGCUGUCGUCGAUAUUUGCCUGAUAUGUUCCCACGUUGGAUUUGCGUUAACCUCGCACAUCUUCUCGGCGGGCAUCCUCAACUCAUUCGUUCCGAGUGUAAAAGAGAUCUACUGGAUGUGCUUGCUUGUCAUUCCACUGAUCAUCCUGUGUAAUAUAAGGCACUUGAAGUUCUUCGCCUUUGUCAGCCUUGCCUCUUUGGCGAUGUUCAUCGGUGGCUAUGUGUGCAUUUUGUCGGCAUUACCCGAAAAACACGCGCCAAGCGAACAAAUCAACUACUACGACGCUUCAUUCAUUAACUUCUUCAGUACACUUUCUACUGUCUUUUACAGCUUCGAAGGCGUGGGGAUGGUACUCCCUAUCGAGCAAUCCAUGAAGAAAAAACCCUCGUUCAUGUGGUUGUACUACGUGGGACUCCUGCUCGUGACGGUCGUGUACGUCUUGUUCGGAUCGCUGGGUUAUAUAUCUUACGGCAACAGCGUCGCAGAUAACAUUAUACAAAAUUAUGUCUCUCGAAAAAAAAAUUCGAUGCUCCCGGGAGUCAUCGAAGUAGGCUUCAUGCUGGGCUCUCUCGGCACGUACGGGUUGCUCAUGUACCCCGUGAGUGAGCGCAUCGACAGAGUGUUCGACAAAUAUAAAUGCAUCAGGAAAUUCAGAAAGCCAAGAGAAUUCAUCGUCAGAAUGUCUCUCGUCCUGCUCACUCUCGUUCUGGGCACCCUGUUAAAGGGAUUCCGAGUAGUCGUCAACUUCGUGGGUGGUUUCCUAGCUACUAUGCUCAUGUACAUCCUUCCCGCAUCCUUCUAUAUCAUACUAGUCAUUUACCCGAACAUAAGAAAAAAACGAGAGGAAAAACAUCUCACCUUCGUAGACAUCAUGUCUCUCGUAGGUGGCGUUUUCGCGUUGAUGCUCGGUAUCGCCGCGAAUAUCCUCUGUACAUUCGUAUCUAUCAAAAAAACCUUCUUCAAUUAAAAAAGCCUGUACUGAUGCCUGCUGAGUCCUGAAAUUUGUACUCGUGCUCAAGUUCUGUAACGCGAUUUUUAUGUAUACAUCCCCUUUUCCAGCCUUA